AUAAAUAAAAUAAAAAAAGAAAGAAACUGGCACUUAUGGUAUAGGCCACGCAUGCUUUCAUCUCUCAUUCAAUGCUUUACCAAACUCUUCUCCUCUCCAAAAUCCACAACCCCUUCUCUCUUCUCUCCUUCUCUUAUCCUAUUCGCUUCAGGUUCAAGAAACAAGAAAUGGAAUGUGUUGAAGGCGCUUUGAAGACCAGUUUUAGAAAAGAAGUGGCUAUGAAAUUUAGCCCGCAAGUUUUAGACGAUUUUUGGGCAGUUAAUGUUCCCAACGGCAUGUCGUCUGAUGACUUCUCUGUUGAAAAGCUCUUAGACUUCUCUAAUGAAAACGACUUCAUUGAAGAAGAAGAGGAGGAGGGGGGAGAUAAAGAGAAACCUUGUGUUUUUUCUGUUUCUGUUUCUCCUAAGCAAGAAGCCCUUGAAGAAGACAAAAACAGUGACAGUAGUCCUGGUUUUGCUGUCAAAGAUGAUUUUUUUUCUGUUCCUACAAGUGAACUUUGUGUGCCGACGGAUGAUUUUGCAAGUCUUGAAUGGCUGUCACAUUUUGUGGAGGAUUCCAACUCGGAAUACGCCGCACCGUUUCCGACAAAUGUUUCUCCGCCGGAGCCGAAAAAAGAGAACCCGGUGGAACAGGAGAAGUUGGUUUUAGAAGAGCCCUUGUUUAAGACCCCGGUUCCAGGCAAGGCUAGAAGCAAGAGAACAAGAAAUGGUGUAAGAGUUUGGCCACUCGGGUCGCCCUCUUUAACAGAAUCAUCAAGUUCCUCCUCUUCAACAUCCUCUUCAAGCCCUUCAAGCCCUUGGUUAGUUUACUCCAAACCCGGUUUGAAAGUUGAACCGGUUUGGUUCGAGAAACCGGUGGCGAAAAAGAUGAAAAAACCGGCUGAUGAGGCAGCGGCAAAAGGUUGUGGUUCCAACUCGUCGAGGAGGUGUAGCCAUUGUGGGGUUCAAAAGACUCCACAGUGGAGAGCCGGUCCAAAUGGUUCCAAAACCCUUUGCAAUGCUUGCGGGGUUCGAUACAAGUCGGGUCGGUUACUGCCCGAGUACAGACCGGCUUGCAGCCCAACUUUCUCAAAGGAAUUGCACUCGAACCAUCAUCGUAAAGUGCUUGAAAUGCGAAGGAAUAAGGAGGGUUUGGUUCCGACUGAACCAGGUCUGGCCCAACCCUUUGUACCCAGUUUUGGGUAGAUUAGAAUCGUAGUCUAGAGGAAGGCAGGGUAUUAGGGAAAAGAGAGGAUAGGAAAUUGAACCGGGGGCAUUGAAACCGGUUUUUAUUUAGGUUCGGUUUGUUAGUGUACAUUUUUCCUUUCAGGGUGGGUGAGGUAGAUAUAGUAUUUGUAACUGAAUUAGUGACGACCUUUAAUAUCGUGCUCUUUGUUUUUUGA
Molecule: messenger RNA, 1381 nt
Organism: Populus nigra (black poplar)
Lineage: Eukaryota; Viridiplantae; Streptophyta; Magnoliopsida; Malpighiales; Salicaceae
Product: GATA transcription factor 5-like
Exons: 3
Coding region: 72-1184 (370 amino acids)
Biological process (GO): regulation of DNA-templated transcription
Molecular function (GO): sequence-specific DNA binding; zinc ion binding
Source: RefSeq, a predicted model, not a curated record